Molecule: messenger RNA, 474 nt
Organism: Rhinocladiella mackenziei CBS 650.93
Lineage: Eukaryota; Fungi; Ascomycota; Eurotiomycetes; Chaetothyriales; Herpotrichiellaceae
Exons: 2
Coding region: 1-474 (157 amino acids)
Cellular component (GO): mitochondrion
Molecular function (GO): fatty acyl-CoA hydrolase activity
Source: RefSeq, a predicted model, not a curated record
AUGUUGGGUUUGGAUAUAGCCUCGAAGCGGAAGAGGCAACUCAGCGACUAUCCUUACCGAUUAGACUACAGGACUCGAUGGUCUGACAACGAUGUCUACCAUCACAUGAACAACAGCAUCUACUCCUUUUUGAUUGACUCCAUUGUCAAUGCAUACCUAAUAGAGAAAUGCGGCUUGGAUCCUGCCCGCUCCAAUCAAGUCGGCUUAGUUGUCAGCACGUAUUGCGACUACUUUGGCUCUGUUGGAUAUCCGUCAGUGCUCGAAUUGGGGUUAAGAGUCGUUAAAUUGGGCAAAUCGAGUGUCAUGUAUGAAGUGGGCAUCUUUGAAAGAGGUCAAAAUCAAGUGAAAGCCGUGGGAGGUUCCAUCCACGUCUUCGUAGAAUCGAUAGGGCGACGACCAUCCAAGGAUGGAAUGGACCCUCGAAUGAGAGAGGGCCUGGCGCAGAUUCUCGAGAAGGACACGCCAAAAUUAUAG